This is a messenger RNA of Condylura cristata (star-nosed mole), 1935 nucleotides long. RefSeq names its product receptor accessory protein 2 (gene REEP2). Gene Ontology annotation, cellular component: endoplasmic reticulum membrane; cytoplasmic microtubule; endoplasmic reticulum tubular network. Gene Ontology annotation, biological process: endoplasmic reticulum tubular network organization. The record is from RefSeq and is a predicted model, not a curated record. Gene Ontology annotation, molecular function: microtubule binding; taste receptor binding. Bases 104 to 748 code for a protein of 214 amino acids. NCBI's taxonomy places the organism in Eukaryota, Metazoa, Chordata, Mammalia, Eulipotyphla, Talpidae. The transcript has 8 exons.
GAUCAUCUCUCGCCUGGUGGUGCUCAUCUUUGGCACCCUGUACCCAGCCUACUCUUCCUACAAGGCCGUGAAGACAAAAAACGUAAAGGAGUAUGUGAAAUGGAUGAUGUACUGGAUCGUCUUUGCCUUCUUUACCACAGCUGAGACCCUCACAGAUAUCGUGCUCUCCUGGUUCCCUUUCUACUUUGAGCUCAAGAUUGCCUUUGUGAUCUGGCUGCUGUCCCCUUACACCAAGGGCUCCAGCGUGCUCUACCGCAAGUUCGUGCACCCGACCCUGUCCAACAAGGAGAAGGAGAUUGAUGAGUACAUCACACAGGCCAGAGACAAGAGCUACGAGACCAUGAUGAGGGUGGGCAAGAGGGGCCUGAACCUGGCCGCUAAUGCGGCAGUCACAGCUGCAGCCAAGGGGGUGCUGUCAGAGAAACUCCGAAGCUUCAGCAUGCAGGACCUGACCCUGAUCCGGGACGAGGACGCACUGCCCUUGCAGGGGCCUGACGGCCGCCUCCGACCCAGCCCCAGCAGCCUGCUGGACACCAUUGAGGACUUAGGAGAUGACCCUUCCCUGAGUUUAAGGACUAGCACGAACCAAGCAGACCCCCGGACAGAGACCCCUGAGGAUGACAUGGGAGACAAGGUCCCGAAGAAAGUCAGAUCCAUCAAAAAAGUGCCCAAAACUGAGCCAGUAGCUUCCAAGACGCUGAAGACCCGGCCCAAAAAGAAGACCUCUGGCGGAGGCGACUCAGCUUGAGGUCCCCUAACAGCCCCCUCCCAGCCUGCACAGUGAGGAGGAAACCUGUGGAAGGGCCCAGCCCCAGCCCCUGCUCCACACUGUACCGAUAGCCCAGGUGUCUCGGGCCCAGGGCCCCUCAGAUGUCUGUUCCCAGGGCCUGCCCAGACCCACACCUCUGGAAGGGCUUGGGAAGGGGGAGGCCCUGCUGUGGGGUUCAGAGUACAGCCGGGACCAGGGGCUGAGACUGAGCCUCCCAGGGAAGUGGGGGCUCCUCGGAGCCUGAACCGCUGUUCUCCCACUCUAGCCCCCACCCACCCAGUGCCUUGCUGAAGACCAUGGCCAUCCCUUUCUGCGAGGUCCCAACAUGCCUCCACGGCCCUACCCCGGUUGGGGGCAGAGGCACUCACCACCCAGACAGACCAGAGAUCGGCCUGAAGGCACCUGGGAGAGAGGGAGCCAGGGUGGGAAGCCUCGGGGAGGCUGGGCAGGGGCUCCCGGCGGCAGCUGUGAGUGGAGGAUCGACUCUGUGUGCUCAAGGGACCAGGACCUGGAGGCCAGAGGUGCAGCUGGGGGCAUGGGGUAGGGUUGUGUGCUAUAUGUCCCCUCUAAACAGAGGCAGGGUUCUAGGGGUGUGCAUGAGAGCGUGUAUGUGUGUGUGUGUGUUUCUGGGUCAGUCGAGGGCUGGAGGAUUUGGGAUAAAGGACUUUUUCUCCACAGUGACUUCUCCCAACCCUUCACACCACAGCCAACUGGCCCUUCCCCUGCCUCUGCCCAGCCCUUCUUUGUCUUUGAACCCCAUAAAAUCCUAGGCCACGAGAGAGUGAAGGACCUCUUGCUCCUUCCGCUUCCCUUGGUCCUCUCUUCCUUCAUCCCAUUCCUGACCAGCUGGGAUCCCCCAUCCCUCAGGGCCCACUGUAGAGGCCCCUGCUAAGUUGGCUCUCCUCCCUGUACGAGGGACCCACCCUCCUUUCCCCCCAUGCUCCUCGUCCUGUACCAAGCAGACUGGUCCCUGUGAGCAGACCUCUGUCAGAGCCCAGCCUUGGCUCCACCCCCUGCCCCAGCUUCUGCCUCGGCUUCAGUCAGGGCCUGGAAGAAUGUGUGAAGAAGACAAAUUCAGGAGUCCCAGGCUCCCUAUCCUGUGGAAAGAGGGUGCCCUUCGGACCUUUGGCACUGGAUGAGCCAAUAAACCAAACUCUGGCGCCUCA